GUUGGGUCGCAGCGGAGCGGAGACGAGGCGACACAAGCCCGGCGUGUGCCCAAUCGGCUGCCCCGCGUAGCUCCCUCCGUUCCCGACGCAGUCCCCGCCGGCCGGACGCUUCGUUUCCGGCAAAAGACGCGAUGAGAGCCCCCUCACCAGCUUAAAUUCAAAGCAACACGCCGGCUCCCCCUCAUCAGCUCAAGAGCCCUCCCUCCCACCUCCCAUCCAACUUCUCCAUCUCGCCAGCCACGGGACAUGAAGAGGAAAAAGAAGGCGGCAGAACCCGCGGCCAAGAGGCGCAGGCUGCGGGACCGGGAUGGCGAGCUCGUCGGCGACGGGGAUCUCAUCAGCAAACUCCCCGAUGACAUCCUCGGCACCAUCAUCUCCCUCCUCCCCACCAAAGACGGCGCGCGCACGCAGGCCAUCGCCCGCAGAUGGCGUCCCCUCUGGCGCUCCUCGCCUCUCAACAUUCAUGGUGCCCAUUCCCUCUGCUCCAACGCCUUCAAGUGCUUCUCCGUCGUCUCCAGGAUCCUCGCCGACCACCCUGGCCCCGCCCGCCGCUUCCACUUCCACCACAUCCGCCUCCACAAAGACAAGAAACGGCAUGCCGAGGAAGCCGCUCAGGUCGACAACUGGUUCCAUUCCCGAGCCCUUGACAAGCUUCAGGAGCUCGACAUCAGCUUUGAGUUCUUGGGCUAUGAACCUCGGAAGCUUUACCCGCUGCCACCAUCCGUGUUCCGCUUGGCAUCCCUCCUCGUGGCCACAUUCAGCUUCUGCGAAUUCCCAAGUCAGAUUGCUCCUUCGCUGAGUUUUCCCACCCUCAAGCAGCUCACCCUGUUUCGCGUUUUCAUCUGCGAGGAUGUCUUUCGGCGGGUGCUCUCUGCCUGCAAUGUCUUGGAGUCACUUGAAUUGACGGAUAUUUGUGAUGCGAAUUGCUCGCGCUUGGGCAUUAGCUCCAAAAGUCUUAGGAGCGUGAGCCUCUGCGCUUGUUUUUCAGGCAAAGGAGAAUUGUUCAUUGAGGACGCCCCUCUCCUUGAAAGGCUGCUAUUACCUUGUCCGGGUGCAGGCAGUGAUACUGUCCGGGUAAUUAAGGCACCUAAACUGGAGAUAUUAGGCCCUUUGUCUCCCUGCAUCCCUGAAAUUGAGAUUGCUAAUAUAUUCUUCAAGAGUUUGAUCCCAACAAGCUUGAAUAAUACCAUAGACACAAUGAAGGCUUUGGCUCUUGAGUUUUCGGCCACCGAUUUGAAUGCUGUUAUUGAUGUCUUAAGAUGCUUCCCCUGCUUGGAGAAGCUUCAUGUCAUUUGGAAGAAACACAACUUAAAGAUAGGUAUGAAAGAUGCACGUCAAUAUGACCCACAAGAUCCAGUCAAAUGCCUUGAGACGCAUCUAAAAAAACUGGUGUUGAAAAAUUACCUAGCCAGUAAGCAAGGUGUUGGAUUUGCCAAGUUCUUUGUUUUGAACGCAAAGUUGCUGAAGGAAAUCAAAUUUGGGGUCCGUAAUAGCAUCAACAAGGAAGGGGUGGUCAGCAACAAGAUCAACAGCAAGUUAUGGUUGGCUAAUCAAUACAGGCUGCUAGAAAUGGAAAAUAGAGCUUCUCGAGAUGUGCAAUUGGAAUUCGUACGAAGUCAUAAUGAGGAGCAGCUGGAUCCCCAUGAUUUGUCAACUGCCGAUCCCUUCAAGUGCUAUUUUGUAAAUUGAGUUGAUGAUUUUCCAGAAUAAGCAUGGCAAUGGUUUGUCAAUGGCCGAUCCCAUUGAUGUUGCAGACAAGGUUGAUUAAACCUGAGAAUCUAAUGUCUUUUACUCAGAUUGAUAUGCUCGAAGAUUGCAUAGUUUGUCAAUGGCCCAUCCUUAAAUCGGAUGUGGCUGCUCCAUUCAUACUAUUCCUCUGUGAUCCUCAUGCAUAGUUUACUAUCAAAACAUAUACUCCCUCUGUUCCUAAAUAUAAGAUAUAAGUCCUUGUAGAGAUUCCACUAGGUGGACUACAUACGGAACAAAAUGAAUGAAUCUACACUUAAAAUGCAUCUAUAUGCAUCCAUAUGUGGUUCAUAGUGGAAUCUUUAUAAAGACUUAUAUUUAGUAACGAAGGAAGUAACUAGGA
Triticum urartu is the source of this 2089-nucleotide messenger RNA. Lineage: Eukaryota; Viridiplantae; Streptophyta; Magnoliopsida; Poales; Poaceae. The record is from RefSeq and is a predicted model, not a curated record.